ACAUGGUCACAUGUUCAACAUCGUGUGAUUUUUUUUUUUGUUAAUUAUCAAAUAAUAAAAUAACAAUACAAAUCAAUAAAUAAUAACGAAAUAAAAAUCAAUCAAUUGUGUAUUUCGAAAUUUAUAAAAAAAUUCGCCAUCUAAUAAUUAUCAUAAACAUCUUGUUGAUGAAUUAAAUUAUUGACAACAAUGAGUGACUCAGAGAAUAAUGAUAAUAAACAACCAACUGGACCAGUUGAAAAUGCAUGGUCAAUGAAAAUUCCAAAGUUUGAAAAAUCAGAUAAUCGUCAUCGUUUAAUAGAAGAAAGUUCAUUUGCAACAUUAUUUCCACAAUAUCGUGAGAAAUAUUUACGUGAAUGUUGGACACUUGUACAGAAAGCAUUAGAUGAUCAUGGAAUUAAAGCUGAAUUAGAUUUAAUUGAAGGAAGUAUGACUGUUAAAACAACACGUAAAACAUGGGAUCCAUAUGUUAUUAUCAAAGCAAGAGAUUUAAUAAAGCUAUUAUCACGUUCAGUACCAUUUGAACAAGCUGUACGUAUAUUAGGAGAUGAUAAUCUUGGUGCUGAUAUUAUUAAAACACGAUCAUUAGUUAGAAAUAAAGAAAAAUUUAAGAAAAGACGUCAACGUAUUGUUGGACCAAAUGGUUGUACAUUGAAAUCCAUUGAAUUAUUAACAAAUUGUUAUAUAGUAGUACAAGGGGGAACUGUAGCUGCACUUGGUCCAUAUAAAGGUCUACAACAAGUACGUAGAAUUGUUGAAGAUACUAUGAAUAAUAUUCAUCCAAUAUAUAAUAUUAAAACAUUAAUGAUUAAACGUGAACUUGCUAAAGAUCCAAAAUUAAAGAAUGAAAAUUGGGAAAGAUUUUUACCAAAAUUCAGUAAUAAAAAUAUAUCUAAGAGAAAACAACCUAAAAAUAAAAAAGAAAAGAAACCAUAUACACCAUUCCCACCACCACAACAACAAAGUAAACUUGAUAAAGCACUUGAAUCUGGUGAAUAUUUCCUUACACAAGAACAAAAACGUAUGAAACAAAAGAAAGAACAAGAUACUAAACAUGAUGAAGCUAAUGAAAAAAGACAAAAACGUAGAGCAGAACCAUUUAUUGCACCAGAUGAAACAAAUUCAAGUGAAAAUACAUCUAAAAAACGAAAAACUGAUAAUAUUAAUGUGAAUGAUGUCAAGGAAAAAGUAAAAAAAGCAAUGUCAAAAAAAAAUAAAACAAAAAUUAGAUUUGGUUAA
This is a messenger RNA of Aphidius gifuensis, 1239 nucleotides long. RefSeq names its product KRR1 small subunit processome component homolog. The record is from RefSeq and is a predicted model, not a curated record. Gene Ontology annotation, molecular function: RNA binding. The transcript is spliced from 3 exons. NCBI's taxonomy places the organism in Eukaryota, Metazoa, Arthropoda, Insecta, Hymenoptera, Braconidae. Gene Ontology annotation, cellular component: nucleolus; small-subunit processome. The coding region runs from base 190 to 1239 and encodes 349 amino acids.